AGUCCCUGGUAAAGCAGCAGUGAAACGGGAGCCAGACCAAUCUCUUCUCUGUGCGUGUUCAGUUCUGGUUUUGCUGCUGAAAAAGCACAGGGAAAGGACCACAUCUACGCUUUUGAUCCUGGAAAACUGCGGGAAAACUACCGACAAACCGGGUGGGACGGAUCGGGCAGUGACCAAAAGCAAAAGGUGGGGAAAGUGUGGAAUACUGUAGCCGAAAGAGGCAGCUCCAAUGCGGACUGGCUGGUAAGAUGUCUAAUGUUACGAUGGAAGCCACCACCAUCCUCCCUAUCCUCAAGAAGAAGCUGGCCUUCCUCUCAGGGGGUAAGGACCGGCGCAGUGGCCUCAUCCUCACCAUCCCUCUGUGCUCAGACCAGACCAGCAUGGAGGAGCUCAGUGCCACACUCGACUACCUGCUCAGCAUACCCAGUGAGAAGUGUAAGGCUCGAGGCUUCACUGUGAUCGUGGACGGCCGCAGGUCUCAGUGGAACAUCGUCAAGACUGUGGUGCUCAUGCUGCAGAACGUGAUCCCGGCGGAGGUGUCCCUGGUCUGUGUGGUCAAACCGGAUGAGUUCUGGGACAAGAAGGUCACUCACUUCUGCUUCUGGAAGGAGAAAGACCGGCUGGGCUUUGAGGUGAUCUUAGUUUCGGCCAAUAAGCUGACCCGGUACAUUGAGCCGUGCCAGCUCACAGACGACUUCGGAGGGACGCUGGAUUACGACCACAGCGACUGGCUCGGCAAAAGACUGGUGUUUGAGAAGUUCACCAAAGAGUCCACCUCCCUCCUGGAUGAGCUGUCAAUCAUCAAUGAAACAGACAAGAGCAGUGCAUUGGACAAAGACAAACCAGCGGACUGUAACCUGCUGCCGUCAUUUGACCCUGAAACUGUCCUCCAGAGCGGUCAUGAGUUGCUGUCCGAGCUCCAGCAGAGGAGGUUCAACGGCUCUGAGGGGGGAGUAGGGCCUGGAGGACCGGCGUGGUGUCCUAUGGAGGAGGAGCUUCUAGCCCAGCCUCAGGUGAUGAAGCUGCUGGACUCCCUGAGAGAGCAGUACACCAGGUACCAGGAGCUGUGCAGGCAGAGGAGCAAGAGGAGCCAGCUGGAGGACAUCCACACCAAGGUCAUGCAGGUGGUGACGUGGCUCCAGGGCCCAGGUUCUGAACUUCUCAAAUCCCAUCAGGCCAUAGGGGACUCCAUUAGGGCUGCACAGGCUCUGCAGCAGAAGCACGAGGAGAUCGAGAGCCAGCACAGCGAGUGGUUUGCGGUGUACGUGGAGCUGAACCAGCAGAUCGGCGCCCUCCUCAGUGCGGGAGAGGAGGAGGAGGUAGCUGAGCUCAAGUCUCUCCAGCAGCAGCUCAGUGACGUGUGUUACAGACAGGCCGCUCAGCUGGAGACCAGGCAGAACGUCCUGCAGGCCGCACACAGCUUUCACAGCACCGCACAAGAGCUGUCCCAGCAGCUGGACAGUCUUCUGGGCAUGCUCUGUGCAGACGUGGCUCCGGCUGAUGGAGCUGCCAUCCAACAGAAUCUGAAAAUGCUGGAGGAGAAGCUGCAGACUGUGGAGGCGGGCCUGACGUCGCUGCGGCAGAAGGGGGCAUUGUUGCUGGAGCAGAUGUGUGGGCAGACGGCGUGGCCUGUAGAGGAAGCAGACGGGGCGUCGGAGGAGCAGCAGGGGAAUGUCCAGCAGAUUCAAGCGGUCAUGGAUGAGAUGCAGCUCCGCAAGCAAAGGUGUGAAGACAUGGUGGACGUCAGGAGGCUCAAAAUGCUACAGAUGGUCCAAUUGUUCAAGUGUGAAGAGGAUGCUUUACAGUCAGUGGAGUGGCUGGGUGAGCUUCUGGAUGCGUUGCUGAAGACUCACGUCCGACUGGGAGACGACUCUCAGGAGACCAGGACCAUGCUGGACAAACACCGCAAGUUUGUGGAUGUUGCUCAGAGCACAUAUGACUACGGUCGCCAGCUGCUCCAGGCCACGGUGGUGCUGUGCCAGUCUCUCCGCUGCACCACCCGCUCCUCGGGGGACACUCUGCCCAGGCUCAACCGUGUGUGGAAGCAGUUCAGCGUAAGCGCCGACCAGAGGCAGGCGCGGCUCGAGCUGGCCCUGGACUUCCACACCGCAGCAGAGAGGGUGUUGCAGGAGGUGUGUGUGGACCCAGCUGCUCUGGAUGACGUAGACUCUUCAGGCAAGGCUCUCCUGGACAGACUCACUCUGCCGGUCAUCUUCCCCGAUGGGAGCGAGCAUUUCUUUGGCAGCCCCAGCGACACAGCGGUAGCAGCUGAAGGCGUCAGAGAGCGUCUCCUGCUGGUGGAGGAGCGGCGGUUACAACUGCAGGCGGCGGGCAUCGGUUACCAUAACGAGGAGGAGGAAGGGGAGGGCCAUGAGGAGGAAGAGGCGGGGCUUUUGAAGAGACAGGACUCUAAACUGGACGUGAUUGGAGAGGAGCUGAACGAGCGAGACGAAGGGGAGGAAGAGGAGGAUGAGGAGCUGCACAGAGACGAACAGGACUGUUGAACUCAGAUUAUAAUAUAAAAACAAACUUUAACCAUGAUUAUGGAGAUCUGGGGUCUACGGAGGCUACAUCCAGGGGCUCAUCCAGGGGCUUGCUACAUUUUGCUACAUGUCCCAACAUUUCAACUAACAUAUGCGUGAAAGGUGCACUAUGUAACUUUUUCUGAUGGAGACUCUGCCACCUGCUUGUCUCCAUGGAGAUGUUAAUGCAUUGUCUAAAAAGAUCCACAGUCAAGAUAGUCUCCAUGGAGAAAGUCAGUGAUUACAGGUCAGAUCUGUGGAGAGGCGACCCCGCUCACAGUAAGAAUGCAUGUUUUUCCAAAGUAUUUUUGACCAAUAAAACUUUUGGGAUUAAAUUAAUUCUAGAUAGAUGAGUUUAAUGCCAUACUGUGGAACAUUCUAAGCAAAGUGAAAGAAAAAGUUCUUUAUCUUGCAAUAUCAACUUUUUUGUAAUAAUCAAACACAAAGCCAGUCUAGUGGAUUUUAUAUUCCCAAAUUUGCUAUGUGCUAUAUGAUAAUGCUGUUGGGUGAGUCAGUGUGUCUCUACUGUAAUAAUGUUAAGAGGGGGUAUUAUGCAAAAUAUAUUUUUUGAGCUUUCUACCAUGUUAUAAUGUUGUUUUCUCAUCAAAAACAUGCAUAAAGAGGGUUUUGCUGUGAUACAUACAUAUUUGAGUAGGACCUGGGAAAGAUUGCUAAAUUACUCAAAUCCCCGUCAUGGCUCGUUUCUAGAUUUUAGAUUCUGUCCAAUGCUCAGCCCACAAGCCACGGCAUCUAUGCAAUUCUCCCUAAAUGUACAAAAACAGAAAACAAAACUGUACACAGCAAUUUCACCAACCUGAUGCGAUGCAGUAGCUUCAUUGGCGGGAUGCACGGGGGGAAUGGCUUUGGGCAGGGAGCAAGUCAGCGCGUCAAAAACGAGAGUGAAACAUAUAAAACAUGUCAAUAUGUUGUUUUCAGCGAAUACAGCAUUUUCAAAACAAUAAAAGGUGAUCUAAAUAUGUUAGGUGUUAGCAGUUAAUACCCCAUUGAAGUAAAAUACUCCCUCUUUAUGGUACACUUUAUCGUCACCAUAGGGAAUUGUGUCCCCUGCAUUUGACCCAUCCUUCAAUGCCUCUGGUUUAAACCUGUCAGGAGCAGCAAGACCUCCAGAUUUUGAUUUUGGUCUGGACUGCCUUAGCUGGAGGAUUUGACCUAUUGUGCAUGUUUUGGGUUACACGGUUGCAAUUUGUUACAUCACUAAAUCAUUUUAUACAUUGCUUUCACUACGGACAAUCAGUCUGCUUAUUGCCUUGCUAGAUGAGUAUAAAACUGAAAAAUAAUAGCUCACACUAAGACUGGGACUAAGCAGGACUCUGACCUCUUAUUAAAGUCUCCUGAGAAUAAUAAUGUAUGAAUCCUUUAUUCAAAUAUCUUAGAGCAUUCAAAGAAAGUAUUUUAUCAAACAAGUACUUUAGUGUUUUUAAAAAUUUGGGUGAAACCUUGUUUGAGCCACUCAGCCAAAAUGUCCUUAAACGGCUCACAUCAAUCUACUCUAGCAUCUACCAUGUGGAGUUCAACCAAAAGUGUGUCUAAAGGAGUACUUCUGUUAGACUGUUGUCAUUGGAUACACAGAGGAAAUCAGACAAGGGCUCAUUUUAACUGAACUUUUGUUUCAAUCAUUUUACACAUAUUUAAAUGUAUUUGAAUAAGGGCUGUGUGAUACAAUGGGAAAAAAGUAAAAUGUUUUUUCAUCAUAUUGAUCCAUUACAAUUUUUUAUUUUAUAAUUUUUUAUAUUUAAACAUUGAUGACAGUAUUCAUUUUCUGAACCUAAACGAAAUAGUUAAUUGUCACUUAAGUAAUCAUUUUAAACAAAAAAGUCAAAUUUGUCAGUAAAAACAUGCACUGAAUUUGGAAGAACAGAGGAUGAGUUGUAGACCUCUCCACUGACGACAAGCUGAUCAUUGGCCAUUAGUCAUGACUGAAUCUUGAUCUUGAUUAAAAUUCAAUCAAUUUCACAGCCCUAAUUUGUUGAGUUUUUAAUUGUCUCUACCACUUGAAUCUACCACACUGAAUAUCUAUCAUAUCCUAUCAUGUGCAGCUUAAAACACGUAUGAGAAAAAGUAAAAAAAAGAUGUUGGUUAAAGGUUUAAUAAUAUCUGCUUUGGAUGUAGCCUGCCAGCCCCAGAGCCUCAUUUAUGACCCUAUGAGCUCAAAGCUACAGCGAGUUUGUGGUUCUAAACUACAAAACCUCUGCACUAAAAGACUGAACACUACAUUUCCCAUCAGCCAUCUGGAAAAAAGCCUAAUCAAGCCUGGACUGUUACUGGACUUGUGAUAUUUCUGCUUUGUAAUACUUAGACUAUUCCAAUAGACCAACAUUCCCUUUUCCCCAUGUGCAUGCAACGUGUUACCGAAGUCGAAGGGAACAACUGAAUUUUCAAAUAUGGAGGCGCAAAAAGUCAUUUUUUAAACUAAAGUCUCAUGUUUCGCUGGUGCUAAACUGAAUCCUGUGUGUGCCUCUCUGUCUGCUUCUAGCCUUUGAUUGUUCCUUUGUGCUAAUAAAAACAUUUGGUGCCAAUGA
This is a messenger RNA of Periophthalmus magnuspinnatus, 5062 nucleotides long. RefSeq names its product SEC14 and spectrin domains 1 (gene sestd1). The record is from RefSeq and is a predicted model, not a curated record. The transcript has 19 exons. Lineage: Eukaryota; Metazoa; Chordata; Actinopteri; Gobiiformes; Gobiidae. The coding region runs from base 249 to 2504 and encodes 751 amino acids.